GAAAAUCUGACCAGCUAUAAGCUCUUCUCUCAGCAUGUACGACCUUUAAUUGCCAAAGCAAACCCCAAAAUUGCCAUGUCCAAAAUGGUAACUCUCAUCUCAGCUAAAUGGAGAGAAUUUCUCCAGAACAGCCAAACAAAAGAAGAGGAAUCUCGGACUAUCCAGGAAGAGAAAGAUAAGCCGGCCACACCCACUUCUCGACCUAGAGGCUCAAAAGAUGAUGUAGACAGAGUUGGAAGCAGUGCCGGUAAGAGUAAAGGCUCCAAAUCCAAGUCCAAAAAGUCUGUCCCUCUCCUAAAAAUCAAAAUUGGAGGUAUUGGUAAAAGGAAAAAACAAAGCUCUGAUGAUGAAGACAGUUUCAGUGAGUCUAAAAGUGAUGCUGAUUUUGAGGCAGCUCUUGAAGAGGUACAGAAUUCAACACCACCACCACCAAAAAGUGAAGCUAAAAAGAAAAGUAAAACAAAGAAGACUAAAAAGAAAAAGAAAACCAAAACGACAGCAAGUUUCCCAAGUUCUGAUGCAGAAAAUGAUGGUUAUGAGACCGAGCAUCAAGAUUACUGUGAAGUGUGCCAACAAGGGGGUGAAAUCAUUCUAUGUGACACCUGUCCUCGAGCCUAUCACUUGGUCUGUUUGGACCCAGAGCUUGAAGAGGCUCCUGAGGGGAAAUGGAGUUGUCCACAUUGUGAGGGAGAAGAUGUCCAAGAGCAAGAAGACGAUGAACACAUGGAGUUCUGCCGGGUAUGCAAAGAUGGUGGAGAACUGUUGUGUUGUGAUAGUUGCCCAUCAGCUUAUCACACUUUUUGCCUGAAUCCCCCCUUGAAGAACAUUCCUGAUGGAGAAUGGCAUUGCCCUCGCUGUGCCGCAGAACCAUUAAAAGGAAAGGUCAAUAAAAUCCUGACUUGGCGAUGGGCUGAAACUUCCAAGCCCGAAAGUGAAGAGAGUAAAAAGGAGGAAGGAGAAAAAGAUGACAUUCCUGCAACCCAACCCUCCACCAGCAAGAAGAAUCGCCAAAAACCAAUGCGUGAAUUUUUUGUAAAGUGGGCUGAUAAGUCUUACUGGCAUUGUUCUUGGGUGUCAGAACUACAGCUGGAGGUUUACCAUCCAUUUUUAUACCGGAUGUAUUGUCGUAAAAAUGACAUGGAUGAACCACCACCUCUGGAUGAUGGGAGUAGUGUCGAUAACUACAAGAAAAGAGAAACACCUCGAGAUGAUCCACAUAACCUCGAAGAAAGGUUUUAUCGUUAUGGAAUCCAACCAGAAUGGUUACAGAUCCAUAGAGUGAUCAAUCACAAAACACUGAAAGAUAGCAGAACCAUGUACCUCAUCAAGUGGAGGGAUCUACCAUAUGACCAGUCAUCAUGGGAAUUUGGUGAUAAUGUUGGAGAGUUUGAAAUUCCAGAUUUGCAGAAAGCAAUAGAUGUCUACUGGGACCUCAGGAGUUCUGCAGAAGCAGGAUAUGUAAAGAAACCAAGCAAAGGAAAGGGCAAGAGCAAAAAGGCGAAGGACAAAGAUCAGAAGCAGGAAGAGAGGGAAGAUCCGGUACAAACCCAGGAGAAACCUACAGUUGAUCCAAGAAAGAAGUACGAAAAGCAACCAGAUUAUAUCGAUGCUACAGGUGGUGAGCUCCAUCCUUACCAGCUGGAAGGUGUGAACUGGCUGAGAUUUUCUUGGGCUAAUAAAACGGACAUCAUUCUUGCUGAUGAAAUGGGUUUAGGAAAAACUAUUCAGACAAUUGUGUUUCUCUAUUCCCUCUUUAAAGAGGGUCACUGUCGAGGUCCAUUCUUAAUCAGUGCCCCGCUUUCGACUAUAAUCAACUGGGAGAGGGAAUUUGAGAUGUGGGCUCCAGACAUGUAUGUAGUGACGUAUAUCGGUGACAAAGACAGCAGAUCAGUAAUUCGAGAGCACGAGUUAUCUUUUGAAGAAGGAGCAAUUAGAAUUGGACCAAAGGCAUCUAAACUUAGGAAAGAUUAUCCUGUAAAAUUUAAUGUCUUGUUAACAUCAUAUGAGCUAAUCAGCAUAGAUGCAGCAACAUUAGGUUCUGUAGACUGGCAAGUAUUGGUUGUUGAUGAAGCUCAUCGACUGAAGAACAACCAGUCAAAAUUUUUCCGCAUCUUGAACUCCUACAAGAUAAACCACAAAUUGCUGUUAACGGGAACUCCAUUGCAGAAUAACUUGGAGGAAUUGUUUCAUUUGUUGAACUUCAUGAGUCCACACAGAUUUAAUGAUCUUCAAGGCUUCUUGAACGAGUUUGCAGACAUAGCGAAAGAGGAGCAGGUGAAGAAACUGCAUGAUCUUCUUGGUCCUCAUCUCCUUAGGAGACUAAAAGCUGAUGUGUUGAAGAAUGUACCAGCCAAAAGUGAAUUUAUUGUGAGGGUUGAACUUUCACCAAUGCAGAAGAAAUAUUACAAGUAUAUUCUGACUCGAAAUUUUGAAGCCCUGAAUUCUAAAGGAGGUGGCCACCAAGUGUCUCUCCUUAAUAUUAUGAUGGACUUGAAAAAAUGCUGCAAUCAUCCUUAUUUGUUUCCUGCUGCAGCCAUGGAAGCACCUAAGUUACCCAAUGGUGCUUAUGAAGGUAACUCAUUGACAAAAGCCUGUGGAAAGUUUAUUGUGUUGGCCAAGAUGAUGAGACAACUAAGAGAAACUGGCCACAGAGUACUCAUCUUCUCACAGAUGACAAAGAUGUUGGACAUUAUGGAAGACUUUAUUGAGUCCGAAGGUUACAAGUAUGAAAGAAUUGAUGGGGGUAUAACUGGCAACUUACGACAAGAUGCAAUUGAUAGAUUCAACGCCCCAGGAGCUCAGCAGUUUGUGUUCCUUCUUUCAACUAGAGCUGGUGGCUUGGGAAUUAACCUUGCCACGGCAGACACAGUCAUCAUAUACGACUCUGACUGGAACCCUCAUAAUGACAUACAGGCUUUCAGUCGAGCACACAGGAUCGGGCAGUCAAAUAAAGUAAUGAUCUAUCGAUUUGUAACAAGGGGAACCGUAGAAGAGAGAAUCACUCAGGUUGCUAAAAAGAAAAUGAUGCUAACCCACUUAGUGGUACGACCAGGAUUGGGUAACAGAUCAAACACCAUGUCAAAACAAGAACUAGAUGAUAUUCUGAGGUUUGGUACAGAAGAGCUUUUCAAAGAUGAAGAGGGGAAAGAGGAUGAAAUUCAUUAUGAUGAUAGAGCCAUUGAUGAACUGCUAGACAGAACCAAGCAAGGUAUUGAACAGAAAGAAAUCUGGGCUAACGAGUAUCUUGAGUCUUUCAAAGUAGCUGCUUAUGUUACCAAGGAAGCUGAUGAGGAGGAGCCAGAAACUGAGAUCUUGAAACAGGAAGUGGAAUCCGCAGAUCCUGCAUACUGGGAGAAACUGUUGCGCCACCACUACGAACAGCAACAGGAAGACAUGGCUCGAACCCUCGGGAAAGGAAAGAGAGUAAGAAAACAGGUGAACUACAAUGUUGCUGUUGGUCCACAGGACGAUUCAACUUGGCCGGAGAAUUUGUCUGACCACAACUCGGACUUCUCCGUUCCAUCAGAUGAUAAUGAAGAUGAUGAUGACUUUGAAGAAAAGAAUGAAGAAAAAAGCAUCAGAGGAAGAAAGGGUAGAGGUGGACAGAACGAAAAAGAUAAACCACUUCCUCCACUAUUAGCACGAGUUGGUGGUAACAUUGAAGUUCUUGGAUUCAACGCCAGACAACGUAAGGCCUUCCUGAAUGCUAUCAUGAGAUAUGGCAUGCCACCGCAGGAUGCUUUCAACUCUCAGUGGUUGGUGCGGGACUUGCGUGGAAAGUCGGAAAAGAAUUUCAGAGCCUACGUUUCUCUAUUCAUGAGACAUUUGUGUGAGCCUGGAGCAGACAAUUCUGAAACAUUUGCUGAUGGCAUCCCUCGUGAGGGCUUGUCUCGACAACACGUACUUACUCGCAUCGGUGUCAUGUCACUCAUCAGAAAGAAGGUUCAGGAAUUUGAACAUAUCAAUGGUUUAUACAGCAUGCCUGCUGAAGACCUGAUGUUGAGGUCAGCACCUGAAGGUUCUCAAAUAGGUGUUCAAUCCACAUCUACCACCUUCACUACAACUCCUGUUACCUCAUUACCUAGCAACAAUACUUCUCCUGUCCCUACUCCUUUAGAUAGUAAGGCAUCUACCCCAGCUCCUACACCAGUCUCCAGUAUCGCGGAAGAGAAUGGAAAAGAACUAAUUGACAAUGACAAUGAGAUGACUAACAAGUCUGAAGAAACUAAAGAGGAAACUACAAAAUCCAAAGAAGUAGAAGAAAAGAAACCUGAAGAAGAUAAAAAUUCAGAGAAGAAAGAAACAAAGGAAGAAGAACCAAUGGAAGUGGAUGAUCCAGAUACUGACAGAAAACAAGAAGAGAAAGAUGGAGAUAAGAAGCAAGAAAUUAAGGAAGAAAAGGAGAAAGCAGAUUCAGAAACAAAGGUUGAAAAUAAAUCUGAAAAAGAUGAAAAGCCUAAGAACAAAGUAGAUGAAGAAGGAGAGCCCAAGGUGGAUUCACAGUUUCACCAGUCUCAACAAGACAAGAAGUCAGAUCAGACCAAGCAGAAGAGAAAAUUUAUGUUUAACAUCGCUGACGGAGGCUUCACAGAACUUCACACACUUUGGCAAAAUGAAGAAAAAGCUGCUGUUCUUGGAAGGGAAUAUGAGAUUUGGCAUCGUCGUCAUGACUACUGGUUACUGUCUGGCAUUGUCAAACAUGGUUAUGGAAGAUGGCAAGAUAUCCAGAAUGACUCAAUGUUUGCUAUAAUCAAUGAACCUUUCAAAAUGGAUGUUGGCAAGGGCAACUUUCUUGAAAUCAAGAACAAGUUCCUGGCUAGAAGGUUUAAGCUCUUGGAACAAGCUUUGGUCAUUGAAGAACAGCUACGUCGAGCAGCGUAUCUGAACUUGACCCAAGAUGGCAGCCACCCUGCUAUGGCACUAAAUGCAAGGUUUGCAGAGUUGGAAUGCUUGGCAGAAUCUCACCAACAUCUGUCCAAAGAGUCUUUGGCCGGGAAUAAGCCAGCCAAUGCUGUCCUACACAAAGUGCUCAACCAAUUAGAAGAGCUUCUUAGUGACAUGAAGUCGGACGUGAGUCGACUCCCCGCUACACUUGCUCGAAUACCACCAGUGGCACAGAGACUUCAGAUGUCUGAACGGGGAAUACUGUCUCGACUGACAGGGCAACCUCAAACUGGUGUUACACUGCCUCCCACACAAUUACCAACCUUUGCUGCACAGAGUGGUCCCCAUCCAGGUUUUCCUCCAGGAGUGCCACCUACAUCGUUUUCAGGAACUAAUUUUUCUGGGUAUAGAGGUCAGUUUCCUUUGCCAUCACAGCAUCUCUUAUCACACUCAUCAUUCCCAGGAGGAGAUGCCAGUGGCUGGAUCAGUCCCUGGUCCACAUCUCCCUACAUCUGGUAUUGACUUGACUGCUGUCCAGGCCCAGAUGUCCAAAGGCACUAUGGGAAUGGCUGAAGAUCUGUCACUGAAGUCAGGAAGUGACAAGGCAUCUACCAGUAGAGUAGGCCCUUCAACACCAGGGUUAGAGAAUAAAUAAUUCAUGUUAGCUUAUCAACGUUUUAUUUAUUUUUUGCAAGUUAAGGAACUGAGCCAACUAAAGGAGAGAUAUGACAAGUUGAUAAAAGAGAGAGAGAGAGAGAGAAAGAAAAUAUCAGCCUAUCAUCAAAUUUUAAUGUCAUCAGUAAGAACUUCUGAAACUAAAAAUUAGUUUAUUCACAAAAAACAUCAAAACUAUAGGUUAAUAUUGGUUCAACUGGAAAUUCAACAAGAAGAGCAUUUAAAAGUAAGCUAACCAAUAUUUCAAGGCCACAGAAAAUCCGGGUGGCAAGGUGGAAGAAGCACGAGACACAAAGUGUAUUCUGCCUGAACUUAUAGUAUCAGAACAUAAAUGUGUAUGAAAUAUUAUUAACUACUGGGAAAUAUCAACACGAGGUGAAAAAUACAAUUUGAAAACAGUAUAACCGUGGUGUGCAAAUUGUGGGGGGUGCAUCCUUUGAGGGGUCACAAAGAGUCGGUAGGGGAACUAUGACUGUAGGAAUAAGUAAAUUAUAUCUGAACGUACAAGUUUAUAAAUGAAGUUUUAAAAACUGUCGUACAAAUAUUCCUAAUAUUUAGUAACAACAAUUAGCAUGAGAAAAUGACGUGUAAAAUAUAUAUACAAAUAGAUUAUGAGAAGGGGUUGCAACAAAAUGCAUGUUUAGAAGGGGGAGGUGGUAUAAAAACGUUUGCACACCACUGCAGUAUAAAGUCAGAAGUUUGAAUUAAUUGGCAAAUUUAAAAAGUGCAUCUAUUUCUUUAAAUUUCUAUUUUUUCAUUAUCUGUAUCUUUCAAUUUUGAACUUCUUUUAGGACAUUUUGAUUAAAGUAAUAAUAUUGGAUAUGUUAUAUAAACUAUCCAUACGACUGGUGUUGCAUCUUGCUGCCUUCUCCUCGUGACCCUGUUGUGUUAGUCAGCAUUUUUUAAAAGGAGUUCUUCUUGUGUUUGUGUGUUGUGUUCAGUUGGCCCAAUAAUGACCUUAAGAUAACACUAAAAGUUUGAUAAUAGUUACUAAAAAAAAAACCUGGUUUUAUGUGUUACUGUUAGCAGAUAUUCAAUUGGUACUGGUAAUUCUAAAUUUCCCAGGUUUCGGGAAUUAAAAAAAAAACAAUAAAACAUUAACUUAAUCAUCGCAUCUUUACAGUCACAGGUUUAUAAGAGUUGCAGCUGAAAGAGUUUAACCAGUAAAAUUUGUAAAAAGAAAUAGGCUUUCAGGUACUGAUUGUUCUUCCUGCUUAAGUGCAACCAAGCACUUGUGGAUCUAAUUUUGUUUAUGCUAUUCUGUUUUGGUUUGGGUUUCAACUUUUCAUUUACUGGGUUUCUCUCUAUUUAUUUCUAAAAAAAAAAAAAAUUGUUUUCUAAAGUAAUCUAUUGGUAUUAUCACGAUUUAGUAAUACAACCAAAUUCUUUAUGGUUUAUAAACAUUUAAGGUAAAUAGUAAUCUUCUGAACAAUAUUAUUGAUUCUAUCGACUUCUUUUGUAUUACAGAAAUGAGAAUCUGAUAGUUUCAUUGCACUAAAAUAAAAAAGUUUUAAGAUUUUGCAGAGAAAAUUAAGUGAUUGUUUUUGAAAUAAUUAAUUUGUGGAAUAACAUCUUUCACCAAAAAUAUGUAAAGGUAUAUGUGAUGAGUGGUUGAUUUUAUAUACUUAUGUAAAAGAAAAGAUUUAUAUUGUAAGUUUAUGACAAAAAAAAAAAUUGUGAUUAAUAUGAUAAAUGGCAAGAAAGGAUAAUUUAAAGAAGAAAAACUACAACAGUUCUUGAAUAGGUGGAAUGCUACUGCAAAUAUGUGUAACUGGAAUUGAAUUCUUUGUUUUAAUGUUGUAGUUUGUGUGUUAAAAAUAAUUCCAGUAAAAAAAAACUGUGAUUAUAACAACUAUAGGAACUUUUUUAUUCUUUUGUGAUAUUAUCAUGUCGUUUCAUGUUUCUGUUCUUCAUCUCUUGCUGUUAUCAGCAUUCCAGCUUGUACAUUUAAGACAUUUGUCAAUUUACAUUAACUCUCAUAAAUAAAUAAAAUGUAUAGAUACGUAUAAGUCCCAUUGUUAAAAAUCCUGUGGUACAGUUGCCCACUCCAGGCUCUCGUUUCCAAAAUAUGCAUGCUUUAAUUCAGUGGUGAGAGUUUUGAUUAUUAAUAAAAAUUGUGUUGAAAGUUUUAGAAAACAUUUAUUGUUGAUUUUCUUUUGUGUGUGUGUGUGUGUGUGUCUGUAAAAAAGAAAGAAAAAAAAUCUACAGGUGUCACCCAUAUCACUUGUUCAGUUUAUCUGAAAUAUAUCCGCUAAUAGUAAUAGCAUAAACUGGAUUUGCUGUAGAACCAACAUAAGGUUUUUAAAUGUUGUGAACAGCUACAUAAUGUGCUCAAAAAUGAUUUUAAGUAUUUGCAUUUCAGCCCUAUGACAUGAAAUUAAACAUGAACUAUAUAUUUUUUUUGACAGCACAUAGUUUGAAAAAAAAAAUGUUUGUAAAUUUGUAUUCAAAUAUCCGUUUCAUUUUUUUUUCUUAAAUUACUCUUACAAUAAAUUUUACAGACAGAUAAAUGACUUUGUGUGAAAUUUUGUGAAUGCUAAAUCAGCAAAGUUGUAGAUUUUAAUAGAAAUUAAAAGCUUGCUCUUGGGUAAUGAUUAUAUAAAUGAAUUUCGGUUAAGACAGUUUCAUUUAUACUAGUUUUACUGUCAGGUAUUACAGAAAUUAAAGAACUUAAAAAAAUUGAGUCAUUAUCUUUCGGUCAGAAAAAAUAAAUGCUUCUAAUAAGUAACAGUACGAUCUGGUGAUGAAAACAACAUAGAGACCAGUUUAAACGUCGGGUUAUUUAAGUUCUUGACAAUCGAUACUGUAACAUUUUGUUCGUUCUUCAUAUGGUAGUAACUCAGUUUUCCAAGUUUUAAAAUUAGAGCCAAUAGAUUAAGAAAAUGUGCAUUUGUAAUUGUUAUUAGUGUUCGUAAAGUUUACGGCAUAUUUAGUACCAUCUGAUUUACAGAAUGGCAUUUUAAUUCGUGAGUGAACUUGUGUUGCUUAACGUACACCCCUUAUAACUUUUAGUAGCGUUUUUAAUUACCUAUGUUAUUAUAUAAGGAAUAUUACGUUUAUAGUCCUGUUUAAAAAUUAUUUUUCAACGUUGAUUUUCUUUUUCGAUAUGUUGGACUGAUCUCCCAUCUGAUGGGAGAGAAGUCAACUAAAAUGUAAAAGUAUUUAGGCUAUUGUUCCUUAUACAAGUUGCUGUUUUUUUGUUUUCGUGUUGUUUGUUUUUUUUUUUUUUCAGUAAUGUUUGUAAUGUGAUAUCUGUUAUCUGCACGUUUCAUGGAACAAGAGUUUCCCGCCAUCUGUUGGUAAAUACUUUGUAUUAAUUUUUAGUUUGGAAAAGCAUUCAAAGAAGUAAUUGAUACUGGAUUGUGUAGCUGUUUGCUUUUUUAUUUAUAGUAGUAAUAUAACUUCUUGCUUGUUACUGUUCAGUAAUAUAAAACAGUAAUCGCGCGAUAUAACAAAACUACCGAUGAUUUGUUGAUUAAUUGUUUCGUCUUUUCUUGAUAGCAUGCAUAUCUUUUAAGUUUUUUUUUUUAUGAUAAGUCAUGCACCUUAAGACAGUUGUUGUGGUACUUUUGAGUAACUUUGCACAAUCAACCAGAUGUUUUUUUUUCUUUGUUUCUUUGUUGUUGUUGUUGUCGUAUAUUCAUGGUAGCUGUGCUCACGUACUUCAUACUCUGUAUAUUUUUAUCCACGAUAGAGGAUCAGUUCUGCGCAUUUUAUACAAUUUUUUUGAUCAACGCACCUGCUCAGAAACUGAGGCAUACAAUAAAAAUUAUAAUGUCACGAAAGUAUAAAGUAUGUAAGAAUGUACUUUGUUUAUAUAUAUAUAUAUAAUAUUAAGUCGUUAAGUAUCGUAAUUUUGCGAAAAUUAAGUUUUUUUGUUUUUUUUAAAUAAUAUUUUGAUCGCAAAUACUUUGAUUUUUUUUUUUUACUUGAAUAGAAAAAUCUUACCAAUAUUUGAUCUUCUGGGUGUAUUUAAUAUGUUAUUCAUUUUAUUAGACACUGUAGUAAAACAUCAAUGCCUUAAUCAUCCCCCCUUUUACCUAGACACAUGAUGAUGUAGUUGAUUCUUGAUUUGUGUAUCAUAAAGAAAUAAUAGAAAAAAAAAAUAGGCUUGCUUAUUCAUUUUUUUAGUAAUUAUAGUUUAUCAUAUGAUCGACAGAGGACGCCACUUACAGUGGAUUCACCGAUUGCUUUAGUAAUAAUUGUUAUAAUACACAUUUCUUAUAAUGAUACUCGAGAGGUUUUUUUUUGUCUUGUAGUGUUUUCUUGAUAAUAAAGUGCUCAUUUUAUCUUGUA
This is a messenger RNA of Limulus polyphemus (Atlantic horseshoe crab), 9855 nucleotides long. It is a transcript of the gene Mi-2, whose product is annotated as chromodomain-helicase-DNA-binding protein Mi-2 homolog. The coding region runs from base 76 to 5406 and encodes 1776 amino acids. NCBI's taxonomy places the organism in Eukaryota, Metazoa, Arthropoda, Merostomata, Xiphosura, Limulidae. The transcript has 38 exons. Gene Ontology annotation, molecular function: DNA binding; ATP binding; histone binding. Gene Ontology annotation, biological process: chromatin remodeling; negative regulation of transcription by RNA polymerase II. The record is from RefSeq and is a predicted model, not a curated record. Gene Ontology annotation, cellular component: chromatin; nucleus.